This is a messenger RNA of Carcharodon carcharias (great white shark), 6604 nucleotides long. RefSeq lists its product as uncharacterized. The record is from RefSeq and is a predicted model, not a curated record. The transcript is spliced from 20 exons. The coding region runs from base 139 to 2451 and encodes 770 amino acids. Lineage: Eukaryota; Metazoa; Chordata; Chondrichthyes; Lamniformes; Lamnidae.
CAGGGAUUACAUUGCCGGGGAGCUUCACUGCGUCGCUACGCUUACGGCCAUACUGGUGCCGAACAGAAGUUCAGCGGAAAGAAACUCGGUGAAAGUUUAUUGAUUCCCCAUUUUAAUCAUUUCGCUGAAGGCCUGGGAAUGUUGAGACAUUGGAGAAGCUGUCACCGACUGAACCCGUUCUUGAGGUGGCCCCGGGCGGUGAGGGACCUGAGCCGGAGCAUUGUCGCAGCGCCCGGGGAGCCGGGCCCUUCCCGCUGGUAUUCCCAUUCCCAUCGGAAUCCAGCUGCCCAUUCCCACAGUCACUGGAAUCCAGCUGCCCAUUCCCAUCGGAAUCCAGCUCCCCAUUCCCACAGUCACUGGAAUCCAGCUGCCCAUUCCCAUCGGAAUCCAGCUCCCCAUUCCCACAGUCACUGGAAUCCAGCUGCCCAUUCCCAUCGGAAUCCAGCUCCCCAUUCCCACAGUCACUGGAAUCCAGCUCCCCAUUCCCAUCGGAAUCCAGCUCCCCAUUCCCACAGUCACUGGAAUCCAGCUCCCCAUUCCCAUUCCCAAUGGAACCCAGUUCUCCAUUCCCAUUGUCCCAAAAGUCGGCCCCUGACAACAGAACGGAGACCUGUGCGGAUUGGCUGUGCAUCCGGCUUCUGGGGGGACACUGCGACCUCGGUUCCACAGCUGGUGUUUGGUGGAAACCUGGAUUUUCUGGUGUUUGAUUACCUGUCUGAGAUCACCAUGUCACUGCUCGCAGCUGCUAAAGCCAAAUCUCCUAAUCAUGGAUAUGUGCCUGAUUUUGUUGAGGUUGCAAUGGCCCCAUUUAUUAAGGAUAUUCAAAAAAGAGGUAUCCGUGUAGUCUGUAAUGCUGGAGGUGUAAACCCUCACGCCUGCGCUGCUGCUCUACAGGAGGUAGUUAAGAAAGCAGAUCUGGAGUUGAAGAUUGGAGUUGUGACGGGAGAUGAUCUAAUGUUGAUGAAAGACUUGCUGAAAGAAGCUGGCAUCACAGACAUGGAUAGCGGAAGUCCUUUCCCUGCAACUGUUCAAAGUAUGAAUGCAUAUUUAGGUGCCCGACCAAUCAGCAGGGCUUUGGAUCUUGGAGCUGACAUAGUCGUAACUGGCAGAUGCAUUGACAGUGGCAUUGCUCUGGGACCUCUCAUUCAUUCUUUUGGCUGGAAACAAAAUGAUUUUGACCUGUUGGCUGCUGGAAGUCUUGCAGGUCACCUGAUUGAGUGCGGAGCCCAGUGUACAGGUGGAAUAUUUACAGAUUGGCACCGAGUUCCUGACUGGGACAACAUUGGUUUUCCCGUGGUUGAAUGUUCCUCUGAUGGGAGCUUUGUCCUUUCUAAACCACCUAAAACUGGAGGACUGGUAUCGUUUGGUACUGUUGCCGAGCAGCUUGCAUAUGAAAUAGGCAACCCCCGACGUUACCAAUUGCCUGAUGUCAUCUGUGAUUUCUCCCAGGUUACCCUGUUGGAAAUACCAGAUAUAGAAGGUGGAGCUGUACGUGUUCAGGGAGCCAGGGGAUUACCUCCAUCUGACACUUACAAGGUUUGUGCUACAUAUUUAGAUGGGUACCGAGCCACAGCUGUCUGCCCAGUGGGAGGAUCCCGGUCUGUAGAAAAGGGAAGAAGAACAGCAGAAAGCAUUUUGAAGAGGAUGCGACGCAUGUUCAAGCAGAUUGGCCUGGAUGACUUCAAAUCAGUCAAUGUUCAGAUUUUGGGAUCUGAAGAAACCUAUGGAGAACAAGCUGUAAAGAGGACAGAUUGCUGUGGCUUGGUUGUACAGAGUCCUCGUGAAGUUGUUAUUUGGCUGGCAGUUCACCACAUGCAGAAAAAAGCCUUGGAACUCUUUUCCCGUGAAAUUGCACCAGCUGGCACCGGAAUGGCGCCAGGUCUAACUGGAAUUGUUGGAGGAAGACCCAAGGUGUCUCCUGUUCUGAAGCCAUUCUUCUUUUUACAUCCAAAACAGAAUGUUACGAUUGAUAUAUUUCUGAAUGGAAAGCAUGUAGAAAUGUUUAAAGAAGACUUUAACUAUCCACCUUCACCUGCUUUAGAGGAAAAUAUAGAAGAAGAGGAUGAUCUAAAAGAUUUACCCAUUGGCCCUUGCAGUUAUCGAUUAGAAGAACUAGCCUACACCAGAAGCGGUGACAAAGGCAACUCUGCCAAUAUAGGAGUCGUAGCUCGACACCCUCUCUAUUAUCCUUACCUACGGAAAGCUGUGACUGCUAAGGCUGUGGAAGAAUAUUUCCAGCACCUAAUACAGAACGAAGAUUCUGACAGGAGGAUGGUAACCAGAUUUGACCUUCCGGGAAUCCAGGGAUUAAAUUUCGUGCUGAGAAACUCUUUGGGUGGCGGAGGCAUUGCAUCUUUAAGGAGUGAUCCGCAGGGCAAAGCAUAUGGACAGAUGCUAUUGGACUUUCGACUGAGACACCUUCCUGAUCUGAAGACUCUGAUAGAGGAAUAGCUGGUGUCGGGAGUGUGCAGAUCCCGCCUUCACUGCUCGAACACGCAGUGCUGCUUGCUGGUACACCUCCCAACUCGUAACGAAGAAUGCAUGCUGUACGAAGAUGCCCUAACAGUGCCUUCGCUUUCUUCUACACAUAGGAAGCACCACAUGAACCGCAAGAAAUUAAAACACGUCUACAUUUAGUCACUUUUUAAGCAUUCUUUGACUAAACGUUGUUAGCGUAUAAUUGAGAGCGCGUUUAUGUCCUUUAAUUAAAUAAUUAAUCUAUGUAUUUAUAUCGGGGUUUGUGUCCCCUGUAGCUUAUGUAAAUCGAAUUUGCAUCUUACGAAUCCAUCAUUAGCUUAUGUUAAAGCGAUUGUCACAGGGCCGCACACAUAUGUUACCAUUGUUUAUUAGGCGUUUUUCACAGAGCAGACAUGCCGUGGGCCUCCUAUUUCCUGUAACUGACCUUUCAAUUGCAGGACACGUCAAAUGUUAUUAAUUAACUUUAAAUAACUGAUGGAAAGCUGCGAAAUGCCCGAAGAAAGGCACAGAAAACGGUUCAGUGGGCAGAAUACUGCUAAUGACAAUGUUAAACGGCGCGGUCUCAUUUUGACCAAGCGAAAAGAAAGUCCAGUGAGACAGGCUCCAGCAUGGAGUCAGUGAAAGGUUAAUUUUGAAGUAGACUAAUUCCUCUGGUAACUGUGGUGUAGCUGUGGUGUAGGUGUCCUGGAGCAGAUAGUAUAUUUAAUCAGUAGAUCAGCUUGCUCCGGAACUCCAUGAAAACAAGUGCAGUUAUGUCUUAAUCAUUGAAUAAAGUGACAUUCGAAUUAGAUUCAAUACACUGCAAAUAGACAUAUAUCAUAAAUGUGAUUUAAACUGUACCAGGCGGAUUACUUCACUGUUUUACCAGUUACAGAAUCCCUGCUUUGUCGUGAACUUGAAAUUUAGGCCGAAGUGAUGGGAAGUUGGGGAUAAAGGACACAUUCCAUUUGAGAUGGGUGAAUUUGAAAGGACUGAUGCUAGAUGACAAACUUCUCGGGACUGGCAUGAUUCCUGUUAACGUUAACACUGAGCUACAGGAUCUCAGUGCUGAGGGAGGGAAUGAUAGACGGGGCGACAAUGUUGAUUCAUAAUUUACACUUAUAGUUUGCAGUUGUCCAUUAAACCGAAACUAAUUUAUCCGAAUUUCAGAAUCCAGGAUCCGCAGUAUUUUGUGUUCUAAACUAAAUCCGCUUUGCUUCUCCAUGAAGUACCCUGGCCCUCUUCAAUGGGCUAUAUUUCUGUCAACUUCCCUUUUGACGUGAUGAUUGGUGCUUUCUUCAAAUAGGCGGUUGAGAUGUGAUGAAAUCUGUUAUCCUCCAAACCACAAUUUCAAUGAAUAUUUCCAGUGGAAUUUAGCGGCGUUGGACCGUCGAUAAAAUUGAUAAAUUGAAACUGAACCUCAUAUUUUUGAACCUUUCUAGGUAUUUGCGAUCAGGCCUGUCUGCAACUUCAGAAACAGAUAGCCCUGUUGCUUUGCUCCGGCCCACGGAAAAUACAAUCUUUUGCAGGGCCUCCUUGGCCUGUAAAACUGACCAGAGUUUACCCACUCGGACCAAUUCCAAUUUAAAGUGGUAUCGGCUCCUACUUAGGACAUGGAACCCCGAUUUGAAUCUUAAAGGGUCGGGGGCGGGGGGUGGGGGGCUAGAAUCUGAAAGAGGCCUGGCGGAAGUCUCCUUUCAACAGAGAUGGUUGGAUUGGCAGGCUUUGCGAAUCGUAUUACCAUCCCAUUUACCCCGGUGAGUCUGCUUCUGUAAUGUCUGUGUGUUAGCAACGAGAAAUUCUCAAAACGGCGGAGACAAUUGGUUUACUUCAUUAUUCAGCAGCUUUUUAAAUCUAACAGCAAAACAAAUCGCACUGACUCUGUUUAACAUGUUUUAUGAAAUUUUAUAGACUACAAAACAAAAUCUACAACAGAAUUGCUAUCAAUCUACCACAAUAAGGGAUCAGGGAAAUAAACUUUAUGUAAAGUUUUUGAAAUUUAUUCUCGAGUUUUCUUUAAAGAUAAAUAUUCUUUAGGGGGCAUAGUCUAAAAUUUAAAGCCCUAUCUUACAGAAGUGAAGUCAAGUCAAUUAUACAUUUUAAAACGGAGCUCGAUAGAUUUUGGUGAACCAAAGCUAUCAAGGAAUACGGGGCAAAGCCGGGUACAUGGAGUUAGGCUGCAGAUGAGUCGUAAUCUCAUUGUGUCAGAACAGGUUUAAGGGGCUAAAUGGCCUCAUCCUGCUCCUAUUUCAUCUUCUGCACUGGCGGAUUCUGGGAAGUGUUGUGCCCUGCACAUAGUCAGAAUUGCCCAAUUGAAAUUUAGCUGAAGUCGAAGGUCUGGAUAAAAUGAUCAAGUCCGGGCCUUGGUUUUUUGAGUGCUGUGCGGUCAAAAAAUAGCAUCCUAAUGCCAAGUGUGCACCAUGUUUAUAUAGGCUAUUUCCAUUAUACAUGUAGAUAUAGAAAUUUAUCAUGAGAAAAGUUGACAAAGGUGUGACAAGAAUAGGGUUCUGCAGGUAGUCAAUACAUACAGGCAAAAUAUUUUUAAAAGUAUAGAUGGCGAUGUUGCAUGAUUUGUUAGCAAAUGGGACUGUUGAGUUACAAAUUUUGAGGCGAAUUUUGAAUUUUUUUAAAAACCCAUUGUUGUGGAAUGGUAUUAACUUAUGUUGAUUGGCAAUGACCAAUGCCUGGGAAUCGGUUGUCAACUGGUUGGUUUUCAAAUAUGAAGAAAAUGUUAAAGCAGGAUUUUUCUUCUACAGCCAUAUAUUAAGUCUCUACUGAAAUCAAUCACAAAAUAAGAUUUGCGCAUUGCAUCCAGUCUGGAUUGGACGUAGCCAGUGGACAUGGUCACUUUUACAGCCCGGCUGCCAUCCACAAGCUUGUCAGCGCCGGGCUGACCCUGGACAAGGAGCUUGCAGUGUCCACUUGAAGCCUCUGCGAGCAGUGGACAACGCAGGGACCGAACUAUGUAAUUGACAGGGGAAAUUACUUUGUUAUAAGUUUCCGUGGCUUUUUACCUUAGACACGCCCUUCAAAAAUGCGGACACUUUUUUUUAAUCUAAAUGACAAUGGGAUAAUCCGGUUUCUCCUUAGCGUUUUAAUUUAGAAAAGACACGUUGCAUUCGAACGACUUUUCUUCCAGUGAACCUUGAAUGACCAGUUCCCAUUUGAAUCAGUUCAACUGCUUGAAACUAAUCGGUUCAAUGUAUGGAACUGAUUUUGACAUGUAGAUGAUUACAGUUGCAUCUUUUUGGCUGUAAGUAUACUCGACAUAUUGCAGAAGAAUUCCAAAGCCUGAGAAUGACCAGACAUCUUUUAUGCGAUCAAUCAAACGACAAAGUCUUGAGGCAUCACAGGUGCCUUCAUAUUCCUUCACGGUAAUGUACCAAUUAACCCGUCUGCAUUCUUCAAUAUCUAGUAAACCUACAAUUUAAAGAGGGCUUCGGUGCAGGGGCAAUUACAUUAAAUGACGUGCUUAAAUCUGUAUUGACCCUGUGCGUAUGAUUUCUGGAGCACUCCAUUUAUCCCCCGCCCCGCGCCCCCCAAAAAAACAAAUGUAGGACCCCCUCCGGGAAGUAUGAAUGUGUCAUUCACGCUCGGGUAAGAUAUAAUCCAUAAAUCUCUUCAGGGUGUUUGGCUGUCUUUAAAAUAAAACUGUGAUGGGCGGAUUUUGCUUCAAGAGUGACAGUCUGCAGUUGCGGAAAAUUAGGUCCUUUUAUAUUCGAUUAUGAAGCGAAUCAAAACUCCCCACUCAUUUUGGUUCAAAAACGCUUUUCCUUCAUUUGCUCAAUUGUCCUGAAUUGAAUUGUGAAUAAAGUACGUUUAACAUUCAACAGCCCUAUUGUUUUCCCAUUGGAUAAUUACAUUUGUUUCUAUCCUCUCAAGGUCCGUAGUUGUUAGACAAAUGAAGUUCCUAAUUUUUUGCUUAAGCAGCAUUAAGAACCCCGUUUCUUGAUUAAUUAUGAAGCUGUAACCCAUUUUCUGCCUUUGGGAACAUUUAUUAACUGGGAACGUUGUAAAGUCGGAAUCACAGAUGACUUUGUCAAGUAUGUGACGUAUUGAAACCUCUGGAUUUCACAAUAUUUUCAAUGCAGUGAAACUUAUUGCAAUGUGUACACUGUUUAAUGGAAAUAAAAGUAUUACAUUAAAA